CUGGCCAUAACAACCAGAAUACAAGAUGGCGGGUGCCGACGGUGAUGAUUCUCUUUACCCUAUUGCGGUGCUUAUUGACGAAUUAAGAAAUGAAGACGUUCAGUUGCGGCUGAACAGCAUUAAGAAGCUCUCCACCAUUGCCCUGGCUUUGGGCGUUGAGAGGACACGCACUGAACUUCUCCCUUUUCUCACAGAUACGAUCUACGAUGAGGACGAAGUGCUCCUUGCUCUUGCUGAACAGCUGGGCAACUUCACCAUGCUGGUCGGAGGCCCUGAAUACGUGCACUGUCUCCUUCCGCCAUUGGAGAGCCUGGCAACAGUGGAGGAGACUGUGGUGAGGGACAAAGCUGUGGAAUCACUGCGGAAGAUCUCCCAUGAGCACUCGCCUGUGGACCUGGAGGUGCACUUCGAGCCCCUGGUAAAACGCCUGGCCAGUGGCGACUGGUUCACCUCGCGCACUUCAGCUUGCGGUCUCUUCAGUGUCUGCUACCCGCGGGUUUCCAGCACUGUCAAAGCUGAGAUUCGCCAGCACUUUCGUAACCUUUGCUCUGAUGAUACUCCGAUGGUCCGCCGUGCUGCUGCGUCUAAGCUGGGCGAGUUUGCCAAAGUGUUGGAGUUGGAUUAUGUCAAGAGCGACAUCAUCUCUCUGUUCACUGCACUGGCUUCUGAUGAGCAGGACUCGGUGCGUCUCCUGGCUGUGGAGGCGUGUGUUAGCAUCGCCACGCUGCUGCCCCAGGAGGACCUGGAGUCUCUGGUCAUGCCCACUCUGCGCCAGGCUGCUGAGGACAAGUCCUGGAGGGUGCGCUACAUGGUAGCAGACAAGUUCUCUGAGUUACAAAAGGCGGUCGGUCCAGAAAUCACAAAGAACGACCUUGUGCCAGCCUUCCAGAACCUUCUAAAAGACUGUGAGGCUGAAGUGCGUGCCGCUGCUGCCAAUAAAGUCAAAGAAUUCUGCGAGAAUUUACCGGAAGACAGCCGAGAGACGAUCAUCAUGAAUCAUAUUCUUCCCUGCGUCAAGGAACUGGUUUCAGACACGAAUCAGCACGUCAAAUCGGCUCUGGCCUCUGUGAUCAUGGGUUUGUCCACCAUCCUGGGCAAGGACAACACCAUCGAGCACCUGCUUCCUCUCUUCCUCGCCCAGCUCAAAGAUGAGUGUCCAGAGGUGCGUCUGAAUAUAAUCUCUAAUCUGGACUGUGUGAAUGAGGUCAUUGGGAUCCGGCAGCUCUCCCAGUCUCUCCUCCCUGCUAUUGUAGAGCUAGCAGAAGAUGCCAAGUGGAGAGUGCGGCUAGCCAUCAUUGAAUACAUGCCACUUCUGGCCGGCCAGCUGGGUGUGGAGUUCUUUGACGAGAAACUGAAUUCCCUGUGCAUGGCGUGGCUCGUCGACCAUGUAUACGCCAUCCGAGAGGCAGCUACCUGCAACUUGACGAAGCUGGUGGAGAAGUUUGGUGCAGAGUGGGCUCAGAACACUAUCGUACCCAAAGUGCUGGGAAUGGCCAACGACCCCAACUACCUGCAUCGUAUGACCACGCUCUUCUGCAUCAAUGCUCUGUCAGAGGCGUGCGGUCAGGAGAUCACCACCAAGCACAUGCUCCCCGUCGUCCUGAAAAUGUCCAACGAUCAGGUGGCUAACGUGCGCUUCAACGUGGCCAAGUCUCUGCAGAAGAUCGGUCCUGUUCUGGACAGCAACUCUCUGCAGACUGAGGUAAAGCCGGUGUUGGAGAAAUUGGCUGCAGACCAAGACAUUGACGUCAAAUACUUUGCCCAAGAGGCCAUAAGUGUUCUUGCCUUGGCCUAAUGGAGCCCGUGCUGAACUCCCCAUCUCAAGCUGACCUUCACCACCAUUACCAUCCAGGAUCAUUCUCAUUGGACUGUUAAGAUAGGAGGCGUGUUGUUUGUCCCUCUGGUAUGGACGUGUGGGAGAGGAAGCUCUGCUUUUCUCAGUGUUUAGGUUUGACUGUGCGUCUCCCCCUUUCUUUAUCUCUCUCUCUGAGCCUCGAUUGAUCCUGAACAUCUCACUCACUCACCCUGCAGUUUGAAGGUGGUUGGAGAUGGGAUGUACAAAACACACACGUCACAGUACCUUUACAGUUAAUUAGUGUAAUCUCCCUUCACUGGCAGCACUUUUAAAUGUUGUCCUACUAAACGAACUGUUGUGACUUACUAGACUGUGUAACUGUCUUUUAGGAGGAACUUAUGAUGAUGACCUAGAAUUCCCAGUAAUAAUGCUACCCUUUCUAGUUUCCGAGUGCAAGCAUGUGGGCAGUAGUGAUUCGGAGCUUGCAUGGCUUGCUUGAGUCUAGCCCCGUGCAUGUCCGUGUCUGGACUGAUAGAACUGCUGUUAGCAUUUAGCAUCCAUGUCUCACUUCGCUGCUAAUGAUUCUCAAGCCCUGGUUCCUCAAAGCGUUGGCUGAAUUGUUUCCAUACUACGCAAUGCUAUCAUAUUCCAGCUCUGUCAGAAAUUUUAGAAGGAUUUAUUGCUUAUCCUUUCAAAAGGGACCAUUUAUAAAUAUUUUCCUCUUGUUGCAGUAAUCCAGAGGACAGUAGUUCCCAAUGUAUGAAUCACAACGUUCUCUGCUAUUCUGUGCCAUCAACCAUACUAAACCUCUUCCAAAAAAAAAAAAACCCCUUCCCUUGUGUGUUUAUAUUAAACUGAUCGAUGUAGUGCUUUGAUCCUUGAUUCCUCAGCUUCUGCAUGACCCUCCUUGCUCAAAGGUGAACUCUGCUGCAGUAGGGAGAGCUUCAUUAGCAACAGGAUAAACGUUAUGGGUCAAAUCCACUUUUAAGCAACACGCUCUCAGUUUAAUGUGGUUGCUUUGCCAAUGGAACUUUCCUCUUCAGCUUCAGAAAACGGUCUGCAGCCCCCUUUCGUCGUCGUGAAUCGUCGUCAGAAUGUGCUUUUGGUUUUAUAUGAACGUCAACUCAUGCUGUCCUUUAACGGCGCAGAGAAUCAAUAAAGAAUCUGACACAAACCA
Neoarius graeffei (lesser salmon catfish) is the source of this 2972-nucleotide messenger RNA. RefSeq names its product protein phosphatase 2, regulatory subunit A, beta a (gene ppp2r1ba). Gene Ontology annotation, biological process: protein dephosphorylation. Lineage: Eukaryota; Metazoa; Chordata; Actinopteri; Siluriformes; Ariidae. Gene Ontology annotation, cellular component: protein phosphatase type 2A complex; cytoplasm. The coding region runs from base 26 to 1795 and encodes 589 amino acids. Gene Ontology annotation, molecular function: protein phosphatase regulator activity; protein binding. The transcript has 15 exons. The record is from RefSeq and is a predicted model, not a curated record.